Molecule: messenger RNA, 1684 nt
Organism: Chelmon rostratus (copperband butterflyfish)
Lineage: Eukaryota; Metazoa; Chordata; Actinopteri; Chaetodontiformes; Chaetodontidae
Product: cytokine-inducible SH2-containing protein-like
Exons: 4
Coding region: 489-1169 (226 amino acids)
Biological process (GO): intracellular signal transduction; phosphatidylinositol phosphate biosynthetic process
Cellular component (GO): phosphatidylinositol 3-kinase complex
Molecular function (GO): 1-phosphatidylinositol-3-kinase regulator activity
Source: RefSeq, a predicted model, not a curated record
CUGCCGCGCGAUUCCUGGGAGCGAGCGCCGGUUCAGCGAAGGCAGGAGCCACCGGGUGAAACGGAGGAGAGGGAUGAGCCUCCGAGCACAAGCCGGGGGGGACAAAAAGAGGUCGGGUCCUGGCUCGGUUGUCCGUGGAACUAACCGUUAAAACGAAGCGUUUUCACCCCCCAGAAGCCGCCUCCAGCGCUCGUGCCGCUCGCUGUCACAAAGCGAAACAACCGGCAGCGGUUGGUGCGGCCGGUGUGACGUCAGAGCCGCCGGUGCUGCGAGGAGUUCUCAGAAUAGACUUCUAGGAAACGGACCAGACACUAUUUGGCUACGCGGAACUCCUCGUCUCUUCAUAUCGUUUGUAUUAGGCUUAUUCAUGUCAAGCCGAUGGUAAAAGCUCGUAUCCCGGUCGAGGUGUUUCUUCUUUGUUCAUUGCUCCGUCUCAUUUUCUGAAGACAUACAAAGCGGAUUUCAGCCAGGAGGACUCAAGAAAUAGCAUGAUUCUCUGCGUGCCAGGUCCAAGAGCUCCUCUCCCCGCUGCUCCGUCCACUGAAGCCCCACGGGGCAUGCGGGCAGGGACUGUACCUCCUACUCCUUGCCUUCAAAGCACCCCUCCGCUAUGGGACCCCACAAAGGACCUGCGGGCAAUUGCCAGCAACUUCUGCUUUCUAGAAAAUUCAGGAUGGUACUGGGGAGCUGUAACUGCGGCUCAGGCCCACGCUGCCCUUCAUGAGGCGUCUGAAGGAGCUUUUCUGGUACGGGACAGCAGCCACCCUCUGUACAUGCUGACCCUCUCGGUCAGGACUGCACGCGGCCCCACCAGCAUACGCAUCCAGUACAGCGGUGCCCGGUUUUUGCUCGACUCCAGCUCCCCGGCCCGGCCCAGCCUGUCGUCCUUUCCCAACGUGCCCAGCCUGGUGCAGCACUACAUGGGACCAGAGAGGAAAGCAGAGGAGGGGAAGGUGGAGGAGAGGGCUCCUUCAAAACCCUCUCAGCAGACAAUCCAGGAUUCAUCUGUGGUAUUAAAACUGAAGCGGGCCGUUUACAAGCCCCAGGGCCUCCCCUCCUUACAGCACCUCACACGCCUCGUCAUCAACAGACACUCUGACUGCCCUGACCAGCUACCACUCCCGAGACCUCUGCUGCGCUACAUACAGGACUAUCCCUUCAAAGUAUGAUGGCAUCCCCCUCAAGUCUGUUAUUCUGGCUGAAUCUCAGUUGACUUUCAACAGGUCCUUUGUGCCUGCACAUGAUUUGAUUGCUGCUCGAGCAGUUGGAGGCCAGUCACGAAAACGCUGGACACAGGGUCAUGUUUUUGCUGAUGAAAUAUGUACAAAUUCAGUCAAUACUGACGUGCCUGGUUUCAGACUUAAGUUGUCAAGGCCUGGGUGGUGAAGUACCCCAGAGAAGGACAACUCAUGAGCAAACUUCAGUACUGUAAUCUACUCUUAUUUUAUGAUGAAUGUGGAAAUUGUCCAUAUCCAUUUUACGCUCAUCAGUUCUGGAUGUACAUACUGUUCCUAAGAAGUACACUGAUUCCAUUGAGACAUCUUUUACACCAUUUUAUUUUUCUCGGCAAGACGUUUUUUCUACCUUUUACAUGUGUACAUUUUUCUAUUAAAAUGAGCAACUGGAGUCUAACUCGCUGUCCUUUAUAUCCUUUUCUGUCGUGUUGCUUACAAUGCCAGUUUUA